Messenger RNA from Botrytis fragariae, 1374 nucleotides. RefSeq names its product putative zinc finger protein 58 protein. Lineage: Eukaryota; Fungi; Ascomycota; Leotiomycetes; Helotiales; Sclerotiniaceae. Gene Ontology annotation, biological process: regulation of transcription by RNA polymerase II. Gene Ontology annotation, molecular function: DNA-binding transcription factor activity, RNA polymerase II-specific; RNA polymerase II cis-regulatory region sequence-specific DNA binding. The record is from RefSeq and is a predicted model, not a curated record. The coding region runs from base 1 to 1374 and encodes 457 amino acids. Gene Ontology annotation, cellular component: transcription regulator complex; PcG protein complex. The transcript has 3 exons.
AUGGAUAUCAAAGAAAUAGUUAAUUCGAAAGGAGUGAAAGGAGCAGCAGCGGCGGCGGCAGCAUCAGCAAGUGGUCAAGCUCAAGCUCAGGCUCAAGAUUUACACUUACUCCAAACUAUAUCGCAAGCCAACGGAAUGCGCAUGUCUGACACUGGAUCCGAGAGAGGUACUUCUCCUCAUGGCUCUGAACAUUCUCAAUAUUCUACACCACGAAUGGGAAUGAAUGUAAUGAACGGAGCACCAAAUGGCAUGCGUUAUCCUUCACCUCCCGGUAUGCAAAACGCGAUGCCAAUGAUGCAACAGCCUUACCGCCCCGAUAUUCCUUUCGAUAACAGUAUGAUGCCCACACAACAACAAGAUAACACGCGUCAGCGUCAACCUGGAGAUGUCACAGUCACAAAAGCUUUCCCUUGUAGUACAUGUGGCAAAGGAUUUGCUCGCCGAAGUGACCUUGCAAGACAUGAGCGAAUUCACAGUGGUGUCCGACCUCAUGUCUGUGAUUAUCCGGGGUGUGGCAAACAAUUCAUUCAAAGAUCAGCUUUGACAGUCCACCUCCGAGUUCACACUGGUGAAAAGCCUCACACUUGCGAACGAUGUGCAAAGCCCUUUAGUGAUUCCAGUUCUCUUGCUAGACAUAGGCGCAUUCAUUCAGGGAAGCGUCCAUACAAGUGCCCAUAUGCCGAUUGUCAAAAGACUUUCACUCGAAGAACCACUUUGACACGCCACCAAAAUCAUCAUACCGGAACUGUCGAAGAGGCUGCUGCCGCAACUGCUGCUGCUCUCGCCACUCGACCUGGUAAUAACAGACCUAGUAGACAACGUUCUGAUGGCGAGUCAUAUUCAAACAAUGGAUCUCCAAUGUCAACUCCUUCACCAGGCCGACAUCUUUCUGCUUCUCCAAGUUCUGACAUGGCACCAAUGAAUAGCAUGCAGCGCCACCCUGGUGAUUACGGCUACAUGAAUAACAGCUCUUUACCUGGCCAUCUUCGCGGUGAUUAUGGUGUACCAAGCCAGCCACCACCAGUCUCCACUGCUUUUGCAAAUGGUAUGCAGCAACAACGACCUACCUCCCACCCAACCGGUUAUGGCCCACCAAACAUUCUAGAGCCUCCUGCCAACAUGGAACAACGUCAACCUGGUAGCGCAAAUGGUAGUCCACACAUGACCAAUAUGGGUUGGCAAUCACCAUCUCAUAUGGGAUCUCCAUCGCACAACAACAAUUAUGUCUAUCCAGACCCUGAUCCGUAUGGAUCUGGCGCAGCGAUAGGCCAGAUGUAUUACCCAAAUUCAAAUAUGAGAAGACCACAAAGCACGGAGCCAGAACAAUAUGAUAUGAAGCCAAGAAUGGGCGAUCUAUGGGCCACAGCUCAAUGA